Messenger RNA from Danaus chrysippus (African queen), 837 nucleotides. Lineage: Eukaryota; Metazoa; Arthropoda; Insecta; Lepidoptera; Nymphalidae. The record is from the annotation of a GenBank genome assembly.
AUGGCAAAAAGCAAAGUUGGAGGUACUUUCAGUCUCAAAAAUGUUUACAUGAUGAUACCAGAAGCUGUGGAACGUGGCAAGCCGGCGGUCAUUAAAUGUAUGUACGAUCUAGAAAAGGAAGAUUUAUACCAAGUGAAAUGGUACAGAGGUGAUAGAGAAUUCUGUCGCUAUUCGCCACGAGACGUCCCGCCUCUUAAAGUAUUUCCGAUAUCGGGGAUAGAAGUGGAUAGGGACGCCAGCGAUGCCAAGCAGGUUACGAUAAAGGCUGCGACAAAGAGAGCUCAUGGAAGAUAUACCUGCGAGGUUUCUGCAGAUGCACCGUCCUUCUUAACCGCUCAAAUGCAUGAUCUACCAAAGUCUGAUCCAGAAUUAAUAGGACUAAAAAAGAGAUACAAGCCGGGAAUGAAGCUAAAAGUGGAAUGCAUUAGUUACGAUUCCAUGCCACCAGCCAAUCUUUCUUUCUUUGUGAACAGUGAACCGGCACUUUCGCAACACGUUUGGCAUAGAGUUAGCGGAGGCGAGAACGGUAGCCUGUGGACUGCCUACAGUACCAUACAGUUUAUAGUGCAAAAACAUCACUUCGUGAGAAGUAAAAUAAAGAUCCGAUGCUCUGCGUACAUCUACUCAAUAUACUUCAAAAGCCACGAGCAGGUGACAGAUGAAGAAGACCCUAAAACAACUGUCGCCCCAGUACCUGAAACUAAUCGCGCCGUUUUGUUUCCAAUACAUCGUGUUUCUGAAAACAGUGCUUUAUCUAACAUCGCGAAUUUAAGCAGCAACAUUUGGCCAUCGUUCAAAUUAGCACUUAUACUCUCUUUGUAUCAUAUUGCUAGAUAA